AUGUGGAAGCUGCUAGUUGUAUUAGCACUGUUGUGCUAUUCUUCUACAAUCGGUCUGGUACUUUCGCCGCAAGUGCUAAAGGACUUUUGCACAUAUUAUGGCUCUGGCACUUUUGGAUUAGGUUGUUCACCUUACUUUAUUAUCUGUAAAACUGAUAUACAAGAUCUGCGUCGUUGCCCAGAUCCACUAGUCUUUGAUGAGACGCUUAUAAGCUGUGUGCCAAAAAAUAAGUCUGUGGUCUGUGACGCAGCUAAGUUGGCACUGCUUGCUAAAGCACCAGUGGUGAAACAGACGCCUGAAGGUAAUGUUUCAAGUCGUCUUUUUAUUCUUGAUUUUAAUUAUUUACUUGCAGCGUUUUCCUGUGUUGGAAAAGUUGACGGAGUAUACAAGCAAAAAUGUGCAUCUCUUUUUGUUGUAUGUAACAACGAGGAAGCGACAUUCCUGUCAUGUCCACACGGCUUGAUGUAUGACGGAACAACGGCGAAGUGUAGGAAAGAACCCCUAAGAUUGAUACAAGUUUCACCAACUAGGUUUCAAUUCACUUUAGCUUUUUCCUGUAAGGAUAUUCCGAACGGGUUUUACCCACAAGUUGCUGAAGACUUUGUAAUAAAGUGCGACAAUGGAAGAGCAACACUCCUUCACUGCCCAAGCAAUUUGAUUUUGAAUCCGAGAGAACAGCUAUGUGUUGAAGCACCGCUUUUAAGACGCAGGCGUUUUAUCAUGGAUUCUUUACUGACUGAUUUGGUGCCAGAAGUUGCUUUUGAGUACGACCCAUUCGGAGGGUUUUACGACCUCAGCACAUUUACUGUUACUUCGUUACCGUCACCACUUGCGUUUUACCCAACGUGUACUGGUUUGUCAUAUGGUGUGCAUGCUUUUGGUUGCACUGCGAAUUAUAUCGUCGCUUUACCGAACUACUGCUCUAUGUUCACAUGUCCAGUUGGUUUUGCUUACAACACGGCUGUACAACUUUGCGCUCCUGAGGUCGAAGUCCCAGCGUUCUCAGCUCCUGCACCUGUUGUUAUCCCAGCCCCUCCACCAGUCGUGGUUACCGCCCCUCCACCUGUCGUGAUCACUCACGCCCCGCCUCUUUUAGUUACUAUUCCUCCUCCGGAAGUGGUGACUCCUGAAGUCUUACCCCUUGAACCUUUGAAGGCUGCGAAAGUUGUUCCACCAAAGGUAGAGCUGCCUGCAAUUCCAGUCAUAACUACAGCAUUAGACUUUGACUGUUCCAACAAAGCCGAUGGUCCUUACAGUUUGGGUUGCUCUCACAAGUUCGUUAUGUGUUCAAAUGGAAAAGCAAUAUUCCUUUCUUGCGCUGCUGGUUUGGUGUUUGAUCAGCUUUCUGCCAAAUGCUUAGAAAAGGCUUUCGUUGCUGACUGUGGUGGUGUCGCAACUCCAGUGCCUGUCGUUGUUAAUGCAGCUCGAGUUUCUCAUCCACUAGUAGCACCUCCUGUUAAGAUACCCAUCAAUGUGGCAGCAGCUGUUGAACCAAUUCUGUCAUUGUCGGCGUGCGAUGAAAAGACGGAUGGUAUUUAUAGCUUAGGUUGUUCCGGUGCAUUCUAUUCUUGCAUCGGUGGAGUUUCUACAGUAAUGAAUUGCCCGAGCCAGCUGGUUUUCGAUGAUCUUUCUGGACAGUGUUCGGCUAAAGCGUAUACUGCUAGUUGCGGUGGGACAGCCACUCCAGCUCCUGCCGCCGUAAAGCCUGCGUCAUGCGUAGGGUACUUCGGUGUUUUGUCGACAAGUUGUCGAACUUUCACAGUAUGCCUCGGGGCUGAGGUCAAGGAGUUCGUCUGUCCAAAAAGUUAUUUCUUCGACCUGGAGUUGCAUAAGUGUGUCGUGCAGGUACGAAGAGCUACUCUUGCUUUCAAUUUUUCAAAUAAUACAUUUGGACAUUGUGCCGAUCUCCAUCAAAUUGUUUCAGCUUUAUCCGGGAUGUGGAGAGUUUUUGGCAGAGCUUCAGUGUGCGCCGACCUUCUAAUUAUGCUGAUGUAUUCGGUUAAUGAGUGCUACAGUUGUUCGCCUGGUCCAGGAGGAAUUUGCUAUUCUGGAAAGUUAAGUCUUGUAAAGUGUGAUCAGUCUUCUAGCUUCUUCUUGCGUUACAUUUUAAUGAUUGAAAACUAUGGAAAAGGCAAAGUAUGCGUAAUUCAAUUAAGAUGGCAAAUGUUGUCAGAAUUAUUCAUUUUGAAAUUUGGGUACAGCUCAUCUCUGUUUCCUGGGGCUGUACUAAACAAACAGAUUCGCAUUAAAAGUAAACGUUCUAAGCCGCCGAGGAUUGGCGGCGCCAAUGGUGUAGCGGUAUCAUUGUGCCCUCCCACGGUACAGACCCGGGUUCAACUCCCGGUUGGCGCAAAUAAGCUUUGCAACCCUGCUGGAGUGGUUUUUUAUGAUGAAGACCUUCCUAUCUCUCAGGACACUUGUAAUGAAGAUUCUGCUAAAGACUGGUGUGUUGCGAGGUAUUUUCACGACCUGACAGCUUCCGGCACUCUUGAGUAUCGAUGCGCCAAUAGGUUCAACGAUGCUGCAUAUCCAGUUCACUGUGGCGAUGGACCGGGCGAGAUCAAUCACCGCGGAUGCCACAAAAAGCUUGAUUUUAAAGGUCACGCUAGCUGGAACUGCCCGCAUUAA
Enterobius vermicularis (human pinworm) is the source of this 2628-nucleotide messenger RNA. NCBI's taxonomy places the organism in Eukaryota, Metazoa, Nematoda, Chromadorea, Rhabditida, Oxyuridae. The record is from the annotation of a GenBank genome assembly.